Molecule: messenger RNA, 536 nt
Organism: Momordica charantia (bitter melon)
Lineage: Eukaryota; Viridiplantae; Streptophyta; Magnoliopsida; Cucurbitales; Cucurbitaceae
Source: RefSeq, a predicted model, not a curated record
AGAAGAAGGCAAAGUAAAAAAAGAAAAGAAAAAAAAAAGAGAGAGAGAAAAAGGGGGAAAGGAAAAAUAUGGAGAUUAUUGAAGUGGUGAACUGCGAGUGCUGCGGCUUAAAAGAAGAGUGCACCCAAAAUUACAUCUCCCAAGUGAAGGCCAAUUUCGCCGCCCACUGGCUCUGCGGCCUCUGCUCCGAGGCCGUCCGCGACGAGAUUUUCCGGUCACCCUCCGCCGCCGGAGCCGGAGGGAUCGGUAUCGGAAUCCAAGACGCCGUUAACGCCCACAUGCUCUUCUGCCGUAAGUACUCCAAGUCUAACCCCGCCGUUAAAGUCGCCGACGGCAUCAGGCAAAUGCUCAGGAGGCGCUCCACCGACUUGUCGUCCUCCUCCUCCUCCUCCACUUCCCAGUUAGCUUGGAGUUCGAGGUGUAGAAAUUCGUUGGGUGAGGUUAACUCCCAAGUGGUCCAUGAUAUUUUGGCUAAACAUUCUCAUUGUUCUCGGUUGCUGGUAUCGAAUAUUUUACGGUUUGUUUAUCUGAGAUAG